Molecule: messenger RNA, 535 nt
Organism: Trachymyrmex cornetzi
Lineage: Eukaryota; Metazoa; Arthropoda; Insecta; Hymenoptera; Formicidae
Product: mediator of RNA polymerase II transcription subunit 15
Exons: 4
Coding region: 176-508 (110 amino acids)
Source: RefSeq, a predicted model, not a curated record
CUGUUUAAAGGGAGAAAGAGAGUUCUAGAAUAGUCUUCUCCAUGGUGUCUUCUCUAGUGCAGGAACAGAAAACAGACCAUUGAUUUCUGUCUCUUCAUUUCUUCGAUACUGCGUAAUAAUUUGCAGCGAGGAUAAUUUGAUUGAAAUUAUUUCGGAUAUAUCGAAAGCAAGGAAAAUGAUGGAUGAAUGGAUGAUGGACGAAUUCGACAAAAGGUUCGCAAAGAUGCAAAAGUACAUUCCAGUCCUGGAAGCGAUGAUGGAGAGAUUGAGCUUAUGUGAAGACAGGAACAGUCGAAAAAGGGAAAUGCAACUGCGGAAACUGAAGUUUCUGCACAGAAUUCUAACAAACGGCAGGCGAAAUUUGACGAUCGAGACGCUGCAGAAAUGCGAGGAUGUUUUACAGAAAUUGCACAACAAGAUAAAAAGCUUCUCCAAAGAUCCCGGAGUAAUCGAAGAUUCUAACCUGACAUUAUUGGCAAAUGAUAUAAAUUUACUAUUAUUAACAUAAAUAUUUGGCUAAUACGUUAUUAUAUUU